AUGGUUAAGCCAGUUUCACCACUCCCUCCUGAUAAAACCGGUACCAAAGAAGAAGAGAUUCAAUUUCAAAGCGUCGAUUCAAAGGAAAACGAGAAACAAGAAAACUGCGUAAAAAUUUCUACCAGCUCAAGAAUGAAGAAGAUUUUGGUGGGGAUAGGGGUUUUUGGGGUUCUUCUAGCAAUAGCUCUUGGAAUUUCUGCCCUUGUUAUAUCGCUUCAAGAUAAAAAUGAAGAUAAGGCCGAGACUCCAGAAACGCCGCUGGAAAAAUACGGAACAUACGAGUCGAACAUCCAGCGCCUUUCAAAGCUAGCCGAGCUUGACUCAAGCACAUACAAAGUCAUUGACCUAGCGGAAAAUAUCCAAACAAGAUCAUCCGAAAAAUCUGAAAAUCGAAAACUUGAAGCGAUCGAAAUCGUUCCCAACUAUGUCAUCGGUGGUUCGAAUCCGUUCAUUAUCAUCCUCUGCGGCCUCCGUGCGAAUGACUUUGAAUCUGUUCGAGCUUGCAUGGGACUGGCUGAAAGCGAUUUGCCGACGAAAUGGCCGGGAAUGAACUUCAUCAUCGCCCCGAUUUCGAACCCUCAUGGAUACGACUACGCACUUCAAAAGGAUCAGAAUUGGACGAAAAAUCGAGAUGAGCAUGAAAACGGCUGUUUUGGGACGAAAAUUCGGCAGAAUUUCGAGAAAAACUUUGCAGUCGUUAAUGACGAUCCUUGUUCGGAAGAUUUUGUCGGAGUCGAAGCACUUUCUGCUUGGGAAGCUGAAGCAAUUCAUUCCUAUAUCUUUCAAUACAAUUGGGAGGCACUUUUAGUCGUCGAAAGCUCCUCGCUUUCCAAUCUCCAAGUCAUCACGCCUGCGAAAGAAAAUACCCAUGCUUUCCGAAAACUCCUCCCUCGAGUGUUCCUUGGAGCAGAAGGCUUCGAAACAAAGCGACCGGACGAUUCAAGAACUGGAUUUCUUGAAGACUCUUUCAUUUCAAAAUUCGGGCGAAUUGCUACUGUUCAAAUUACCGAAGAAGAAAAAGGAAACGAUCGGGAUUUGAGAUUGCUCGUUGAUAAUUUCUCCGAGCAGAUUUUGAAGAAAAACAGCUUCGAAAAGGUCUUUCUCGACGAUUUUUUCUGGCAAGAAGACAAUAUUUUCAAAUACGAGCUGGUUUCAACCGACUCUUCUUCUGACCAAAUCACCACUUAUGAGUACAACAUGACUUCGCUUCAAUGGCUCGACGAUACUGUCACUGAUAGAUCUCUCUGGACGCAUUCCGUGUACUUGAUUGUUCCGAAAGAAGUCAAGGAUGAUAAAGCGAUGUUUUUGCAAGUCACGUGGGGAGAUAACUGGAUUCAGCCGCAAACGAAAGCUUCUCAUAGCGAUGAUCUAUCGAGAACCCAGCAAUUUACGAUCAACACUGGAAUCGUCUCUGGAGUCAUCAAGCACGUCCCUAAUCAGCCAAUCCGAUUCCGUGACGACUCGGAAACAGACAAGCUUAUCUACGGAAACGACGAUGGAUCAUACGAUGGUCGAUACGAAGACGGUAUUCUCGCAAAAACUUGGGACAUGUUCAUCAAAAACUUCGAUGCAACGGGCGAAUCUGAUUAUAACUUGCUCGUUCAUCCUUCGAUGGGAAAAUCAGCUGUGAGGGCGCUUGAUUUGAUUGCGGAAGAGACAUAUGCUCAUACAGGGAAAUAUCCCUUCAAGGCAGGAGUAGUAGGAGCAUCGAAAAGGGGAUGGACUUGUUGGCUAGCUGCAGCAGGAGAUUUCGAAAGAAUCAAAAUGAAUGCGCCCGUGGUCUUUGAUCUUCUGAGUUCGGAAGCAAGCAUGGAACAUCUUUACAAAAGUCUUGGGGGCUGGACAUAUGCAUUUUUCGAUUACUGGUAUCACAAAGUUACGCGAAAUUUUGGCUCUGAUGGACUCCGUGCCAGUUUGAAAGUCCUUGAUCCGCUGGAAUACAAAGAUCGUUAUGCAGAAAACAUUGUUACUUACGUCGUCAAUGCUGCUAAUGAUGAGUUCUUUUCCCUGACUGGGCCGUUGAACUACUGGGAGAAGUUGGGCGGAAAGAAACUUUUGCGAAUAUUGCCUGAUCAGCCGCAUGGUGGAGUUUGGGGAGGAUGGGAUAGGGAGGAGGAAAAUAUCGGUAGAAAAAUCACGAGAACGAAAAUAAGCGAUGUUGGCGACAUGGCAGAGAUCCAGCAAGAUCGCUUGUGGACAUCUCUAGAAGCCCUCUUCCCGGCUGUUCUAUCCGCUCCCGAGAGCAUCCCAUCAAUCGAUACAAAUUUCAACGAAUUCGCCGGAGAAAUGAAACUGACCGCGAAAUCUUCUCUCGCGCCUGAAGCAGUUCGGACUUACUCCAGAAAUACUUUUAAUAAUAAACGAGAUUGGAGGAUGAGAUUUUACAAUGGAUCUGAAAUCUGCGAUCUUUCGCAAAUCGGCGACUUGCAAAUUCAGAUCGAUGAGACAACUUUCGAUCGAGUUGAAGGAAUUCCCGACCGAGAGCAAGUACUGACCCUUUCAUCGACCGAAGAAAAUAUUUGGCACAGUGGCUUUAUUGAUUUCGAAUUUUUGCUCGAUGGCCGAAAAUUUGUUGCAUCUAGUCUUCCAGGAGUAACCCCAUCAGAUAAAUGGGCCUCCGAAAUGUGCACAACUCCGGAUGAAUGCGAAGGAUGUUUGGUUUGA
Messenger RNA from Oikopleura dioica, 2664 nucleotides. The record is from the annotation of a GenBank genome assembly. NCBI's taxonomy places the organism in Eukaryota, Metazoa, Chordata, Appendicularia, Copelata, Oikopleuridae.